Messenger RNA from Pungitius pungitius (ninespine stickleback), 2622 nucleotides. It is a transcript of the gene ildr1b, whose product is annotated as immunoglobulin-like domain containing receptor 1b. The transcript has 8 exons. NCBI's taxonomy places the organism in Eukaryota, Metazoa, Chordata, Actinopteri, Perciformes, Gasterosteidae. Gene Ontology annotation, molecular function: high-density lipoprotein particle receptor activity. The record is from RefSeq and is a predicted model, not a curated record. Gene Ontology annotation, cellular component: plasma membrane. The coding region runs from base 253 to 1917 and encodes 554 amino acids.
GGGGGAAGGGGACGAUUCGCCUCGCUCUCUCCCUCUCUUUCUGUGUUGUUCCUCGGGUCGUCUGUAAACACUCGUCUUCCACCUGCAGAGAACAAUCAGCGGCCCCCCAGCAUGCCGCCUCGGGUGUAGAGAGGAGUCACGAUGCACAGCACGGCAACACUUUUCUACAAAGAUUACGGAUUUCUGGUGGUUUUUGGGCGGCCAGCAGGUUAGAGGACGGGGAAACUUCCGCGGAGCAACAAGAGCAUCGAGAUGGGAAACGUGAUACUGAUGACGCUUCUGCUGGCUCACCUGCCGACAGAGCUGCUGGCCAUCCAGGUGAUUGUUCCACAGACGGAAAGGAGCACCACUUUGUUUGCCUCUGUGAUCCUUCGCUGCGACUACUCCACUUCAGUAAACCCUCAGGAAGUGCUGGUCACCUGGAGGUUCAAGUCCUUCUGUAAAGACCCGGUGCUGGAGUACUACUCCACAGCCUAUCAGGCAUCUCUGCAGCUCGGUCAGGACCCCGCCAACGACUGCCCGGACCGCCAGCGAACAAUCCGCACCGUGAUCCAGAAGAGGGGCAUUAAUGAGCCCACGCUGGGUGUAGAAUACAGAAUACGCAAAAUUACCAUUCAAAACAAGGCUGACCUGGUUAUCAAUGAGGUGAUGUGGUGGGAUAACGGCGUAUAUUUCUGCAGCAUCGACGCCGCCGGGGACACGGCGGGCGACUCUGAUCGAGAAGUCAAACUCAUCGUAUACCACUGGCUGACCGUCCUGUUAAUCAUCGUCGGUGCUCUCCUGCUCAUCACGCUCUUCUGCAUAUGUUGCUGCCAGUGCUGUCCUCAGAAGUGCUGCUGCUACGUCCGCUGCCCGUGUUGUCCACAGACAUGCUGCUGCCCGGAGAAAGCUGUGAUGCAGCACAGGAUGAUUCGAGAUGCUCAGAAGGCUAUGUCUCCUUGGAUGAACGGUCAACCCAUUUACGCUCCCAUUAGCUCCAACGCCUCCUCCCAGGGCGUUCCCAUACUGUACUCCGGCUCGUACUCUGACUACCCCACUAAACAAAACUUUGCCAUGGCUCCCAUGGAGAUGUCCCCCAUGGCCCUCCAGCAUCAACCUCCUCCUCAUCGAAACCACAUGAAGGGCAGUGCGCAUGGCGGCCACCGUGGCCCUGGUCCGGUAUUGGACUUCCUGGAAAACCAGAUGAGGGGGCUGGAUAUGGGGGCACCCCAAAUGGUUCCUUACUCUCACCAGAAUAUGCUCCCGUUGCAGCCCCAGAUGGCUCCUCAAGCUGUACCCUACACGCCGGGGCCCCCGAGCAUGCUGUCUGCCCUGGAUGAAAUGGGGGUGAGGGGGCUAGAGAGACGCGUGAUCACUCUGCCUCCUAUAGUGCAGCGUGUACCCAGCUUUCCCUCGCGCAGGGGGGCGGCUGGCGGAGACGGAGCCAGAGACGCUCCAAGAACCUCCAGCCACUCCAGUGGGAGCACGAACCGCCGCGGGGGAGACAGUCGCGGCUACAGGGACGUCUCACAACCCAGACAAGGGAUCCUGCGCGAUUACAGCGACGACUCCGAAUGGGAGAACAGGCGAGCAGGAGCGCCACACAGGAGUUCGGGGAACAGCAGAGGAGGCUCGGCCGGGAGGAGAGGAGGCGGAUCCCGAAUGCGGACUCGUAGUCGCGACGACCUGAUGGAGGAGCUACACGGCACUGCGGCGCGGAGGGAGAGGAGCUAUUCUCCUCCUCAGCGGCGCAAAGGAUCCUGGAGCUCAGACGAGGAGGGCGGCAGCGGAAGGAAAGGAGGCAGAGGGAAGAAUUGGCCGGAGAAGCCCCCCAGUUACUUCUCCAUCGAGAGCCAGUCUGGACGUAGUACCGGUCGGAGGAACUACGACCGCUUUUCGGAUAGAAGUUCCCGUAGUGGCACCAGCGUAGUCAUCUGAAGCAUUUCAAAUUUUUCUUUUUUACUUGUAUCUGAAUGUUUUGAGAGCGGUGAAAAUGAAAAUAAAUAGUUAACUCUUUCAUCUGUUCAGCCUAGAGAAUAUAUUUGUUGUGAAAUGUAAUUAAUGAAUAUUCUGCAUGGGAUACUUUUACUCUGAAUGCACCUCAUGGAUCUGCAAAAAAUCAUCAUGAAGAAAAGCUCGUUUCAUCUUUCAACAUUGCAGAUGUUAUUAAGCCUGCGUGUGCAUAUUGUCCUGUCUGUUUAGAAUUGUGUAACUUGUAUCUGGUAAUAGAAAAAUGUAUCUUUUCUUUAUUUUUUGAAGUAAAUGUUUAACAGUUUCAAAAAGCAGAAUCUAGAGCAGUUCUAUUUCAUCCUUACUGUCAUCCAGGAUUCAUAGAACCGUAGUUACAUAUGUAGCUUUUGAUGUUGUGGGUUAUUUAGGUUCACCAAUUUGAACACGCAACUUGUGAUGAACUGAUAAGUGGAUUUUUUUAUGUUUUCAGAAUUUUGCAUAAAUUCUUGUGCUAUUUUAAGCCAUCAUUCUUUUUUUAAUCUUUUAUUGAUAAAUGCACUAUUGGACAGCAAUAAAACGUAUAUGUAAAUGUAUGAAGAUUGACUUACUGGACUUGAAUGAUCAACACCAAUGCAGAAUUCCGACUUUUGUAUCACGAUGUGUGUGUGUUUUUAAAUAAACUUUUAACAAACA